Catharus ustulatus (Swainson's thrush) is the source of this 1078-nucleotide messenger RNA. RefSeq names its product trans-golgi network vesicle protein 23 homolog A (gene TVP23A). Bases 92 to 739 code for a protein of 215 amino acids. NCBI's taxonomy places the organism in Eukaryota, Metazoa, Chordata, Aves, Passeriformes, Turdidae. The record is from RefSeq and is a predicted model, not a curated record. The transcript has 7 exons. Gene Ontology annotation, biological process: protein secretion; vesicle-mediated transport. Gene Ontology annotation, cellular component: Golgi membrane.
GGCUCUCCCGAGCGCUGCCCGGCGAGGCGCAGCCGCCGCGGGCCGUGCGAGGGCAGAGCUCUGGAGCCGCGCAGGCCGGCCGGAGCUCGCCAUGAAGCAGGCGCUGGUGGACGACACCGAGGAUGUGUCCCUGGAUUUCGGGAGCGAGGAGGAGCUGGCGCUGCGGAAAGCGCGGAUCAGGCACCCACUGGCCACUUUUUUCCACCUGUUUUUCCGAGUGAGUGCUAUUGUUACCUACUUGUUCUGUGACUGGUUCAGCAACAGCUUUGUUGCCUGUUUUGUCACUAUUCUCCUCCUUCUAUCCUUUGACUUUUGGUCUGUCAAGAAUGUGACAGGAAGACUCUUGGUUGGUUUGCGUUGGUGGAACCAGAUUGAUGAAGAUGGAAAAAGUCACUGGGUGUUUGAAGCAAAAAGGGUGCCUGCAGUAGCUGCCUCAACUGAAGCUGAAGCCCGAAUCUUUUGGCUUGGUCUCAUCAUCUGCCCAGUGAUUUGGACAACAUUUUUCUUUAGCACCUUGUUCUCCUUGAAGCUGAAAUGGUUGGCUCUCGUGAUUGCUGGGAUCUCCCUUCAGACUGCUAAUUUAUAUGGCUACAUCCACUGCAAGUUAGGGGGACAAAAAACCAUCAGCAGAGUAACCUCAAGGUUGUUUGGCACAGCAGAUGUUCCCAAGAGACAGAGCAGGAGAAUUUCAGAAGGUGGCACUGAAGAACAUGGGAAGACAGGCACAAGGAAGAGUUAAAGGAUGGGCAGUAAAAAAAGUAAUUCAUUAAAGCUGUUCUUCAUGGGAAGGUAUUUAUAUAAAGCUCUUCCAGAAUUAUCCCUGCAUGAAAUAAAGUAAUUUGUGUUUGAGUCUUUAGAUCCUGGAAGUUUUAAUGUAUUUGUUACUUAAAAGCUUCACCAAAAAGUUGUUUGUGUGAGCACAGACAGUGCUCAUGGUUUACAAGGAGCACACUGCUUUCAGAAAAGUUGUCAACUAACUUCAAACUGUUGGAUUAUCUUAACUGGGAAUUACAUGUAAUGAAAAGACAAUGCUAAUUUGUUUAACUUUGGAACUACAAUAAACAAAAAUCAAACUGCC